Messenger RNA from Geosmithia morbida, 891 nucleotides. RefSeq names its product glycerol 2-dehydrogenase (NADP+). Gene Ontology annotation, cellular component: cytosol. Lineage: Eukaryota; Fungi; Ascomycota; Sordariomycetes; Hypocreales; Bionectriaceae. The coding region runs from base 1 to 891 and encodes 296 amino acids. The transcript is spliced from 3 exons. The record is from RefSeq and is a predicted model, not a curated record. Gene Ontology annotation, molecular function: aldose reductase (NADPH) activity.
AUGACCAACUACACCAGCCUCAAGUACACCCUCAACACGGGCGACAAGAUCCCCGCCGUCGGUCUGGGAACAUGGCAGUCUAAGCCCGAAGAGGUCACGGCCGCCGUCAAGGCCGCCCUCCUCGCCGGUUACCGUCACAUCGACACGGCCUUGGCCUAUGGCAACGAGAAGGCCGUGGGCGACGGCAUCAAGCAGUCGGGCGUACCCCGCUCCGAGAUCUGGCUCACCACCAAGCUCGACAACCCGUGGCACAAGCGCGUCGAGGAGGGUAUCGCCUCCAGCCUGAAGGACCUCCAGACCGACUACGUCGACCUAUACCUCAUGCACUGGCCUAGCUCGACUGACCCCACCGACCUCAAGAAGCACUACCCCGACUGGGACUUCCGCGACACCUGGCGCGAGAUGCAGAAGCUCGUCGGCACCGGCAAAGUGCGCAACAUUGGUGUCUCCAACUUUAGCAUUGGCAACAUUGAUAAGCUGCUGGCCAGCCCUGACACCAAGAUCACCCCCGCCGUCAACCAGAUUGAGCUCCACCCCUGCAACCCCUCUCCCAAGCUAGUCGCCCACCUCAAGGAGAAGGGCAUCCACGCGACGGGAUACUCGUGCCUGGGAUCCACCGACUCCCCUCUCUAUAAGAAUGAAAAGCUCCUCAAGAUUGCUGAGGCCAAGGGCAAGACACCCCAGCAGGUCCUCCUCAUCUGGGGUCUCAAGAAGGGCUGGAGUGUCAUCCCCAAGAGUGUGACGCCGUCGCGCAUCGAGGCUAACUUUGCCCUCGACGGAUGGGACUUGACGGAUGACGAGGUCGCUCAGAUCGAUUCCAUCCCCGAGCGCUUCAAGGUGUGCGGUGACAAAUGGCUUCCGGUGCAGGUAUUUUUCGGUGACGACGAGUAA